Molecule: messenger RNA, 4236 nt
Organism: Funneliformis geosporum
Lineage: Eukaryota; Fungi; Glomeromycota; Glomeromycetes; Glomerales; Glomeraceae
Source: the annotation of a GenBank genome assembly
GAAAAAGUUGAUUUACAACAAGAAUUAAGGGAUGCCCAAAAAUUAGCAGACUUGAUAACUGAAAAUGAAACGAAAAUCAAACAGGAAAAUAAAGAAAAUAAAACGAUAAUAAGAAAAAGUAAUAACCAAAUUGCGAAAUUAGAAAAAAAGUUAGCGUUGGCCGAAAUUAAGUUUAAUAAUUCCGCGAAUAACGCUUCCCAAUUGAGUGAGAAACUAGAAAAAAAAGACCAAGAAUUUGAAAAGGAAAAAGUUAGUUUGGAGCAACAAGUUAAGCAAGUUUCUAAAAAGUCAAACGCUCAAACACUUAAUGUUGACAAAUUAGUUGAAAGAAAAGGAAAAUUACAAGCAACCAAUAUAGCGAACAAGCAAAAGUUAAUUAAACAGCAAGCCAAAACGGCGGACUUAACUCAAACUAACCAACAACUUCACCAAGAGGUAAAAGAUUUAAAAAAUAGCACAGUGGAAAAAAAGGAAAACGACCGCUUAAUUAAAGAACAAGAACAAUUAAAAAAUUCUCUCGAUGCUCGUGCUGCUGAAAUCCGAGAAUUAACCAGCCAAAACAAAGGGUUAGAGAAAAAUUUAAACGACAAUAAAAGACUAAACCAAGCUUGCCGAAUUUUAUUAGAAAAAAUGCUUGCAAAAUUAAACAAAAUGAAAAAUGAGAAAGAAAGUCGACCGGAAACUCCGGAGGCUUUACCGGAUGAUGAGAAUCUGCCGACGAAAAGAUAUCAAAAGGAAAUUAAUAAGUUAGUAAAUGAAUUAGAACAAGAGAGAGAGAAAAGCGAUGCCGAAAAUUUAUUCACUGAUUUAAGACAAGGUGAGUCGGAAUUUUCGCAACAAUUAAUCAGUGAGGAAAACCAAGAAUUACAAGCCUUAAUUAGAGCAAAAAACAAGCGAAUUACCCAGUUGGAAAAACAGUUGGAGAAAGCGGAUGAUAAUUUGGAGCAGCAAUUAGCCCAAAAAGAUGAGGAGUUGGAACAGACCGACAAACUUUCAGAGGAAGAACGAACUGCUAAUGCUCACUCGGAAGACCAAAUUAAGAGGUUAGAAAAAGAAAACGAAGAACUAAAAAAUGCUUUUCAAAAACGAGGAAAAGAUAUUGAUGAACUAAAUGAAUUACAAGAGGAAUUUGCAAAAAAAUACAAAAAAUUAGUCCGGGAAAAAAGUAAAUUAAAAUCUCGACUAACAGAAAGAGAAAGAGAAACUUUUGGCAAAAAAAUCCUCGCCAAAGAUAAUAAAAUUACUAGUUUAGGAAACCAAGUUAAAUUACUCCAAAAUAAAUUAAAAAACCUCCGCUCAAAACAAAAAUUAUCUACUCAACCGGAAAUAGUUCAGCAAGAUAAUAAUUCUACUUCACUUUCUUGGAAUGCUUUCUUAAACCAGCCCAAAGUAGCCCGAGCUUUAAAAACGGCUCGCAAUACUACUCUGCUUGGUCUAUCCUUGAAUGGCUUAGCAACCGGUUAUCAACAAAUUUUUAAUUCGGCUGGCGACCAACUAAACUUAAAUAUUCCGGUCAACCUUGUGACUGGUAAUUCUCAAAAUUUAUUAGUUCUUUCGGCACUCCAAAAUCAAAAUCAGUUCGACCCUACUUCUCGGGAGGGGUUAGAAAAUGAAAUUUCACCAGUAAAUGAAUUCAUUUUGCCUGAAAACGGUUUGGAUAGUUCUCAAUUAGACCGUUCAACGGUUCGUAAACUAGAUCAAAGCCAAAACCGCGAACUCUCUGCCCGACCUAAUCUCAGCACCGAGAGAUAUAAUGAAUUACUAAAUCAAGAAAAAAAGAAUAAAAAUUUUCAAAGUCAACUGCAAACUCGUCAUCAGCAAAUGGCGAAACAAAUUCAGCAAAAACGGGAAUUACGCUCCGAAUUAAAGGUGUCUAACCAAACUGCCGAGCAAGUAAAAACAGAACGGGAUACUUACCGCCAGCAAGCCCAAACUUAUGCCACUGCCAAACAAAUCCCCGACCUUUCUCAGCGUCCGGAUAUCACAGCAGCAGAAUUUGCUAAGUAUAAAAGUCUGGAACAAGUAGCCGAAAUUGAAAAAGCGGCUAGCCAGCGAGGAGUAAAAUUCACCCAACUUGACCUUGAUGCGGCAGUUAACCGAACUGACGAUAAAUAUCAAGGUUAUCAGUCUCCCGCCAAGGCGAAAGUUAUUGAGGAAAAAUUAAUUAAAAGUAAUUCAGAAAAUGAGGAGCGGAUAAAGAAACUCGGAAGUAAUGUGGCUGAUUUAGUUUAUCAAAUUCAUGAUGCUGAGGUUAGGGAGGAAAAAUUACAAACUGAACUUCACAAAUUAGGAGAAAAAAACGAUAAACUAGCAGAGAAAAUUAGCGAAUUAAACACCACUAGUAAAACCGACCAAAGUAAUCUUAAAACUCUCCAAACCAGAGUUAAAAAUCGGGGCAAAAAGAUUACUGAACUGAAAGAGGAAAUUAUUAAACUAACUAACCGCCCCGACAUUACGGAAACGAGAUAUAAUGAACUGCUAAAUAUUGAAGAAUUGGAGAACAAACAAAAGGAAAUUAAUGAACUUAUAGGAGAAUUAAAUAAACUUAAUGAUAAUUUACUGGACUUAAAAGCCCGUGAUAAACUAGAAAUAACCCGCUUAAAAGUUGAAAACAAGAAUUAUAAACGACAAAGGGACAGAAAAAAACAAGAUUAUCAAGGUCAAAUCAGCCGAUUAGAAAAUGAGUUACUUCGUCUGGCAAAAAAUAAGGAAGAACAAACGGAAAAAUUAGCCAGAGCGAAUGAGCAACUACAACAGCAAAUUGCCGAUAACGAGCAGCAAAAAAAAGACUACCAAGACUUAGCAACCGAAUUGGAGCAAGAACAGCAAACUCACACCCAAUCUGAACAACAUCACCAUCAACAAAGUAACCAAGAUGACUUAGUUAAGGUCGCGAUUGGCGGAGUGAUGAUUUUAAUGAGUGUGCGAGAUGCUAAAAAAUACCAAACGGUAAAAGCAAAACUAAAAAAGGAAACUACUAAAUUAAAAGAGGAAAAACAAUCAUUAGAGGAGGCAAAAAUUAAUCUUCAUACCAAAAUAGAUGAACUUCGUAAAAAACUUAAAGCCAUCAAAGAAAACCAAAAAAUCCUUUUUAAACCAGCCGAACAAAAUUUAUGUCGUGAUUUAAUUAAAUAUGAAAAUAUUACUGAUAAUUUUGAAAUAGAUAACAGUUUGGAACAAGUCCUUACUGAAACAACUAACGCUUUUAUUAACACCGUAGUCACUGCUCAAACCCAUCUAAAACUCACUGAUUUGACCCAAAUUAAAACUACUCACCCUAUGCCAGAAGGUAAAAGUUUAGAAGAUUUAAUUACUUUUUAUCACGCUAACCAAACUAAGACUCCAACUCCCACUCAACCAACCAUUACCAAAUUGGAGUCCGGAGAACCUAAUGAAACCCUAAUCGUGAAUCAAAUCAUUCAAGAAUGUGAUUUAGGUCUUAACCAAAAUAGUAGUUUAACCCAAGUAAUUGAACGAGUAAAUGAACUAAUUAAAACUAAACCACCAACCAUUAAACCUGUUAACCAGCCAAAUGACACUCCGUUUGGGGAGGACUUAGCAGUCAUUAAACAGCUCGAACUAGCCAGUCUAACCAAAUUAUUUGGAGCGGCAGUUGAUUCAACUAUUCAACGACAAAUUCAAGCAGCAGUUAAUUAUUCCCAGAAUGUUCUGACUGGUUUUGCUAAUAGUAAGUUGAAUGGCGAUUGGAGGACUAACUUUGAAAUUGAAAAGAUUAAAGAAAACAAAAAAGAUGAAGCGGAAUUUAUCCAUGAGGAUCAGGAAUUAGAGAAAGCCUAUCAGGAAGUUAUUCAAAAAAUAAUUAAAAGGGGAGAAAUUUAUUGGGCUGACUUAACUGAAGAAGAACCUAGAAAGGACAAAAUUGGUAAAGUCAGAAAAAAAGAGUCUCAAAAAGACCGUCCAGUGGUGGUUAUUUCCAACGACAAGCAAAAUAAAUAUAGCGAUGAUGUAAUUGUGGCUUUAAUUAGUUCCCAAGUUGAUAAAGUUUAUUAUUUUGAGCCGGAAAUUGCUUUAAAAAAGAAAAGUAAAAUUUUGGCUGAUCAAAUUUUAACGAUGGAUAAAGAGCGAUUAGGAGAAAAAAUAACUUCUUUAAGCAUGAUUGAAAUAAUAAAGUUAGAAAAGGCUUUGCAUGCCGUGCUUACCCAAAAGGAAAGGAUUUCUACUAAUCAACUAUUAGAAAAGGCAGCCAACGAAUACUUGAAAAAAAUGAAGAUAUAA